AUGUAUUGGAUCACUUUUAUAUUCCUUGUGCUCACGUCGAAGGAGGGUUGUGAAUCCAAGUCUGAUCUGCGAGUCCUGAAGGGCCGGGAUGCCCACGAUGGAGAAUUUCCAUUCGUAGUGAUACUCUACCAAACAUUCUAUUUUGAUAACGUGUUGAAUUGGUCAAGGAGGUGUACAGGAUCCAUGAUUUCUGAACUCUGGAUGAUAACUGCGGCGCACUGCAUGACUGAUGUCGAACUCGAAACCUUAUACGUUAUGCACACCAACUUUACCGUAUCUCCUUUAGAAAGCAAAAUGUAUACGAAAGUGAGAAAAAGGUUUAUACACCCAGCAUACCAUGAUUACGUAUUGAAAGGGUCUCAUGAGAUUAGAACAUCUUUAUAUAAUGAUGUGAGUCUGUUACUUGUGGAUAAGUUGGCUAUGAGCACCUACGGGAGACUGUUGGCAGCGGACCAUUUCACUAUUAUAGGACUACCUGUGAUAUACGUCGGUGGUGGCGACACACGUGAAACUAAGCCAGGAGUCGAUAAACUCAGAGUCCUGCAGGUCGGGGAAGCUGGGGUUGUGUCCUGCGCUGGUCGUGAUGCCCAUGAGAAGUAUGUCAUUUGUAUCGCUGCGAGGUGUGACAAUAGACACCAGAAGCCCUGGUUCGGGGAUUCGGGAGGGCCUCUGCUGUAUGAUGGUCGGAUAAUAGGCGUGUGCUCGACUAGCGUAGGGGAUGACGUGGUGAGCGAAGAGUUUUACGCGGCGAUUAGUCCUCAUUUAAAUUGGAUUCAUGACACUAUGAAGAAUAAUGUUUAAGCACAUGAGUCGCAAAUUCUAGCUUUGUAUA
This is a messenger RNA of Trichoplusia ni (cabbage looper), 832 nucleotides long. RefSeq names its product serine protease ami-like. Gene Ontology annotation, molecular function: serine-type endopeptidase activity. The record is from RefSeq and is a predicted model, not a curated record. Gene Ontology annotation, biological process: proteolysis. The transcript has a single exon. Bases 1 to 801 code for a protein of 266 amino acids. NCBI's taxonomy places the organism in Eukaryota, Metazoa, Arthropoda, Insecta, Lepidoptera, Noctuidae.